Trypanosoma conorhini is the source of this 846-nucleotide messenger RNA. RefSeq lists its product as uncharacterized. The record is from RefSeq and is a predicted model, not a curated record. NCBI's taxonomy places the organism in Eukaryota, Euglenozoa, Kinetoplastea, Trypanosomatida, Trypanosomatidae. The transcript has a single exon. Bases 1 to 846 code for a protein of 281 amino acids.
AUGAAGCGAGGGUUGCUUCUAGGCUUGUGUGCCCUGCUGGUCCUCGCCGCGGUGGCCUCUGAGGCCGCCUCCGAGGUGUACGACCUGCAGCGUCGCAUGGGUGCGGAGGAGGAGUGGGAGACAAUCAGCAGUGUCACUAUCUCGCGUGCCUCCGUCGAUGCCACUGCGCGGCUGCGGCAGAGCAGCGACGCAGUGGGUUCCGGGAAGCAGGUGGACCUGACGAAGGAGAAGAAGGCGGCGUUGGCAAAGGCAGAAUUUGUGUAUUACCGUCUGCUGCGGAAAGGUGAUGCGGACGGCAGCAGCGCCGUCUCCGUCGCCCUCACGCCGUGUUCGCUGGUACGCGGCUUUGACGCCGUGGACUCUCGCACGGUUGUGAUGCGGGAGUCGCUGCGUGUGGCCGUUGGCCCCGACGCGACGGCCGUGGGACUUCAGGCAAGAAGCGGGACAAACACAUUUCAUGCAAAGAUGCUCAACGGUGAUGAGUGCGACCUCGGCAUCCUCGCCCUCUUUCCGCACGUGCGGCUGCAGGUCAGCGUCGGACUGCUGGAGCCAACGGCGCCGCGCAGCCUGCCGGACUACGCCGAACUGGAGGCCCUUGCCAAGCUCGUCGAUGAGAAGUCGGCGGGCAAGAAGGGCUCCAAGACGAAGAAGCGCCGCACGGUGUCCAAGGCCUCGUCGUCGCACGUCGGCAGCCCCCAACAGCAGCAGGCGGGAGUGCCGGUGGAGGACGACGAGGGGGAAGAGGCGGAGGAGGACAACCGCACGUUCCUCCAGAAGUACUGGACUUUCCUGCUGAUCCCGUUCUUAAUGAGCUUCUUGCAGAACUUUCUAGCAAAGCGGCGAUAA